GAGAGAUAGAGAGAUAGAUGGACUUUCCUUCUUCGUUCAAAAAAUCGUUCAAGUCUCAUGGCUCCUACAAUAGGCACUCCAGAAAAAUCUCCGCCGGAACUUCAGAAGAUGCAUUAUCUCUAGAGGAACAGCCGAUUCUCUCCGAGCAGCGCGACGAUCACCGGCAUUGCGGCGAGGUGAACGGCGCCGGCGAUGUAAACGACCGCGGGCGGGAGAUCAUUGUCAAGAUCGACGGUGUCGACGACGGGGCUGCCACACCUAGGGUUUUGAGCGAGGCGAACUACGGAUUGUGGAAAUACGAUGAAGGCACAAGCGCCAGGAAGGACAAGAUGAGCGGGGAGGCGGACGAUCCGCCGUCGAAGCUCAUCGGCGAGUUCUUGACCAAGCAGAGGAUGGCCGGCGGCGAGAAGUACCUCGACAUGGAUCUGGAUAUGAUGAACGACCUCCUCCACCACGAUCACCAAUCCCGCAAAUCGCCGCCGCUCGCUGAGAGUCCCGUUUUCAACAGAAACAGUAUCAGUUUCAACAACCGCGACCGCAACCACCGCGUUUCGACGUCGAAGGAGCUCAAGGUUUCGUUUCAGCCUCCGUCGUUCAAUAUGUCCACCACGGAGUCCGGACUUAUCCAAAGACGAUGUUACGAAGAAUCGUCCGAUGACGAUGACGACGAAGAAGAUGACGAAAAAGUUAGCCGGCGGCAGUCUCCUCGUUUUUCCGGGACCGUGGAUAACGGCGGAGGAGAGGUAUUGAGGUGCACGUCGUCGUUUCAGACGAGCAUGAUGAGGACGAAGACGAAGUCCAGAUUGAUCGACCCGCCUGAGCUGGAUCCUAGAUCCGGAAGAUUCCCGAAAUUCUCCGGUCCAUUGAGGUCCGGGAUAACCUCCGGAAUGAUAGGAAAACCGCCGGAGGAAGAAGAAGACGAUCCAUUGUUCGACGAAGACAUUCCAGAGGAAUACAAGAGAGAAAACCUAAACGCUCUGACUCUGCUCCAAUGGAUCAGUCUCAUAUUGAUCGUCGCCGCUUUAAUCUGCAGCCUCUCGAUUCAGAGAUUGAGGGAGAAGAAGGUCCGAGGCCUGGCGUGGUGGAAAUGGGAGGUUAUGAUCCUCGUCUUGAUCUGUGGCCGGUUGGUCUCGGGCUGGGGGAUCAGAAUCGUUGUCUUCUUCGUCGAGCGCAACUUCCUCCUGCGAAAACGCGUUCUGUACUUCGUUUACGGUGUGAGGAGGGCGGUCCAGAACUGCAUCUGGCUGGGCCUUGUUCUGAUCGCCUGGCACUGUCUGUUCGACGACAGGGUGGAAAAGGAAACCCACAACAACAAGUUCCUCGCCAUUGUGAACCAGAUCCUGUUCUGUUUCCUGGUCGGAUCGGUGCUGUGGCUGGUGAAAACCCUAAUGGUGAAGGUUCUAGCAUCUUCCUUCCAUGUCAGCACCUUCUUCGACCGAAUCCAGGAAUCCCUAUUCAACCAAUACGUGAUCGAAACGCUCUCCGGACCGCCUCUGGUCGACUUGCAGAACGCCAAGGAGGACCAUGAGAGGGCAAUGACGGAGAUCCAGCAUCUGCAGAACGCAGGCGCCACGCUGCCGCCGGAGCUGAGGGUGAUCAACAUGGCGCCCCCCAGAAGUCUAAGCACGAAAUUCUCCAUAGCAGCUUCGAAGAGGUUGAGCCAGGACGAGGGGAUCUCCAUUGAUAAUCUGCACAAGCUGAGUCCCAAGAAUAUAUCGGCCUGGAACAUGAAGAGACUGAUGAGGAUUGUCCGGCAUGGGGUGCUGACAACGCUGGAUGAACAGAUCCUUGAAUCAUCAAAUGAUGACUCCAACAAACAGCAGAUUAGGAGUGAAUAUGAGGCUAAAGUUGCUUCCAGGAAGAUCUUCCAUAACGUGACCAGGAAGGGCUCCAAGUUUAUAUACCUAGAUGAUGUGAUGCGAUUCAUGCAACAAGACGAGGCUUUGAGGACCAUGGCUCUCUUGGAAGGCUCUCCUGACAGUGACAAAAUCAGCAAGGCUACACUCAAGAACUGGGUGGUUAAUUCCUUUAGGGAACGGAAAGCUUUGGCCCUGACGCUGAACGAUACAAAAACAGCUGUGAACAAGCUCCACCAGAUGGUGAACGUAUUGAUCGCCAUCAUCAUAUUGAUCGUUUGCCUGCUGAUUCUGGGGAUCGCGACCAGCAAGUUUCUACUCUUCAUAAGCUCUCAGAUUGUGGUAGCUGCGUUCGUGUUCGGCAACACUUGCAAGACAAUCUUCGAGGCCAUCAUCUUCGUGUUCGUCAUGCACCCCUUCGAUGUCGGCGACCGCUGUGAGAUUGAUGGGGUUCAGAUGAUAGUGGAAGAGAUGAACAUCUUAACAACAGUUUUCCUAAGAUAUGACAACCAGAAGAUCAUCUUCCCAAACAGCACUCUCGCCACAAAGCCCAUCAGCAACUACUAUCGCAGCCCUGAUAUGGGCGAUUCUGUCGAAUUCUUCUUGCAUGUUGCCACUCCUGCCGAGAAGAUUGCCCUCAUGAAGCAAAGGAUAACAAGUUACAUCGAAAGCAAAAAAGACCACUGGUACGCCUCCCCGUUGGUGGUGCUGAUGGGCCUUGAAGACUUGAAGAUGAUCAAAAUGUCGGUCUGGAUGAGGCACCGAAUGAACCACCAAGACAUGGGGGAGAAGUGGCAGAGGAGAGCCCAAGUGGCCGAAGAGAUGGUCAAGAUUUUCAAAGAACUUGACCUGGAAUACCGGCUGCUGCCGCUUGACAUCAACAUCCGCAGCAUGCCGCCGGCCAACUCCCCGACUUCUACCCCUUCCGUCGUUGCCUUCUAGGCGCAGCACCAGUAAGGCUGCUCUUUAACUUGUUCCCCACGGUAGCCCCUUCGCACUUCUUUGCCUGAAUGACUCACUCUUAUAAGGCCCGUUUGGUUGCAUUCUUGAAUCAAAAUUUUUGGAAAAUAGUUUCUGAAGGUAGUGAAAAAAAUUUGUUGUUUUGUAAAUUGGGUGGUUUUCAGAUCAACAAUUUUUAGAAUUAUUUUUUCACCAAACGUACAUAUGCAUUGUCUCAAAGCCAGUUUUCAAAAAUGAUAACCAAACAAGGCCUUGUAACAACGUUGUUAUUGUAAUUUUGUAUAUUACACGGUUCCACCGCAGCCUCUGGGUGGGGUUUCGGUUUCCCACUUGGAGGGCUGGGCAAAAUUAGCCAUAUAUGUUAUUCACUUUACU
Diospyros lotus (date-plum) is the source of this 3191-nucleotide messenger RNA. RefSeq names its product mechanosensitive ion channel protein 6-like. Gene Ontology annotation, biological process: monoatomic anion transport; transmembrane transport. The record is from RefSeq and is a predicted model, not a curated record. Gene Ontology annotation, cellular component: plasma membrane. Lineage: Eukaryota; Viridiplantae; Streptophyta; Magnoliopsida; Ericales; Ebenaceae. Gene Ontology annotation, molecular function: mechanosensitive monoatomic ion channel activity. The coding region runs from base 18 to 2798 and encodes 926 amino acids. The transcript is spliced from 6 exons.